AUGGGCCGGCCUUUAUGGCUACGUCCUUCAGGCUGCGCGACGCUCCAGCGCCGCAAAGAGCGGCAUAUAGCACCUCCCGAGACGAGCCCUAGUCGGGAGGAAGUUGCGAGGGGCGGCGGCCACGAGGGUAGACGACGACCGGCGUCAGGGCAAAGGAGGCGGACUCCCGGCGCGUCCCGGCGCGUCCCGGCAACCAUCGUCACCAGCAGGCCAACCGCCGCCACCUCCGGCGGCUUCAAGCCAGUGAUGAGCAACGGGGAUAAGACGACCAGGCCGGAGGCGCAGAUCACCAGUUUGGGUUCUGCCGCCCUCCACUUCAGAGUAGACUACGAGCAAGCCAAGCAGCUCCCCAUGGGCCAAUAUGUACAAUCUGGCGUCUUCUCGGCCGGGGGACACCCCUGGAGGAUUGAGUGCUUCCCGUGUGGCGGAUUUGGAAGCGGCCCGACCGACUAUCUUGCUAUCUACCUCAGGCACAUGGGCAAGAGCAGAAGCGUACGGGCCCUCUUUGUGGCCUUCUUGCUGGACAGGGAUGGUCAACCAUGUAGCAAGGUAAUGAAAGGACGGGCUUUGAUGAAUUCCCCAGCCAAUAAAGAUUGCGAUGACGAUUCUGAAGACAACGGGUGGCUUAGGUUCGUUAAGGCAGCUACUUUGGAGAAAGACUAUGUAUUCGAGGGACACGUCACAUUCCUAUGCGCCAUCUUGAUCAUACAUGACAGCCCAGAGCACCAAAAAACAGGUGACAGCCCUAUUCCUUCAGACAUCGGGUCUGAUCUUGGUCGCCUGUUAGAUCAAGAGGAUGGGACGGAUUUGUCAUUCAUCGUCGAUGGGGAGGUAUUCCGUGUGCACCGAGCAGUUAUCGCUGCGCGCUCACCGGUGUUUAGGGCGGAGCUCUUUGGUUCCAUGGCUGAAGCUACAAUGUCAUCCAUUACGCUGCAAGACAUCACGCCUGCGACAUUCAAAGCUAUGCUUCGAUUCAUGUACACAGAUAAAUUACCCGGAGAAGAUGAGCUUGUGGACUCUUCUGUUGAGAUGUUUCAGAAUCUACUAGCCGCAGCCGACCGGUAUGCACUAGACGGGCUGAAGCUUAUGUGUGCGCAAAAGCUAUGGGACAAUGUGACGGUGGAUACAGUUGCAACUAUUUUAGCUUGCGCCGAGACUUACAACUGUCCAAAGCUGAAGAACGAGUGCUUCAAGUUCUUUGCGGCCGAGAACAAUUUUAAGAAGGCCGUGUUCACGGGUGGCUUUGCAAUGUUGGUGCAGAAAUUCCCAUCGAUAAUUGCCGAGCUGAAAGAUUGGGUUGUGGUAUAGUGCUGUACACAACUGCAUGUGCAGUUUACUCAUUUGAGCAUGGUAUAAUAUCCCGUUUUAAAUCAUGUGUUUAGUGCUAUCUGAUAUCUUGGCAAGGACACAGACUACUUUUAUUUGAUGAACUUGGGGUCUGUUAUUUUCUGCCAAGUGAUAUUGUUAAGCGAGUAGAUGUGGAUUUCAGACAGCAUCGAUGCAAAAGGGGAGGGUAUGCCAAAUCAUGGCACAUUUGUGUUCUUCAGUUCUAUGUUCCCUUUUUUUUGGAAGUUAAUUGUGUGUUCUCUUGGACAU
Molecule: messenger RNA, 1596 nt
Organism: Lolium rigidum
Lineage: Eukaryota; Viridiplantae; Streptophyta; Magnoliopsida; Poales; Poaceae
Product: BTB/POZ and MATH domain-containing protein 1-like
Exons: 2
Coding region: 1-1308 (435 amino acids)
Biological process (GO): protein ubiquitination
Molecular function (GO): protein binding
Source: RefSeq, a predicted model, not a curated record